Molecule: messenger RNA, 2572 nt
Organism: Nymphaea colorata (pocket water lily)
Lineage: Eukaryota; Viridiplantae; Streptophyta; Magnoliopsida; Nymphaeales; Nymphaeaceae
Exons: 3
Coding region: 77-2245 (722 amino acids)
Source: RefSeq, a predicted model, not a curated record
CAUACUGACAGUCAUCGCUCUCUCUGCUGUGUGUGGGCGUUUUUUGUUCCAUGGCGUCUCCGACUAGGUGGAGAGGAUGAAAUGCGAAGCUGCUAAGACGGUUCCGAUGAAGACUACGGCGGCCGCUUCCGUCGGACCGGAGAAUCUGCGUUCCAUUUCGACGGCGAAUCGCAGGCCCCAGCGCCGGCGGAGGAGCAGCAUCGGCCGAAUCCGGCUCAAGCGGGAGGGCGGUGGCGGUGCGGCAUGUGGCACAGCACGUAGAGCCGGCAGUCCGGCGACACCGCUGCUGACGUGGAAGUUCGAGGGCGAUGACGAAGAUGGUGGCAGAGGAACCAAGGCGAAGAAGACGGAGAAGAAAAAGAAGCAGGCCCAGGAAUCCGGCCAGGACAAUGGCGGGGGAAGGAAGAAGGGGAAGGACGAGAAACCGGCAGGAAUCAUCUCGGCCAGGAGGCUCGCCGCCGGGUUGUGGCGUUUACAGCCUGCGGAGGCGUCCCUCUCCGGCAAGGCAACUCGCCGUACGCUCCACCGACCUGUGGGAUCUGAGGCUUUCUUUGGUCACUUGGGGAAUUCGUUUCGUCAUGAAUUCAUUGAAUCAACAUGCGGGUCAGAAGCAAGGGAUCGCCAAUCGCAGAGUCCAGUUGCGGUCUCACAAAGAAUGAAUAAAUUUUGUCACAAGCUUGAAUCGUCUGUUGCAUUUCCGGAUCCUGCAAUGGAGAGAGCAACAAAGUGGGAUAGGGGACGCCAGAGAACAAGUGAUGACGUCUAUAGAUGCUACAGUCAGUUGAGCUUUAUUGAAGAUCAACGAGAGCCUUCUUCCUCAAUAGUUGCAGUUCUUCAAUCAGAGCUUGAUUUGUGCAGGAUGCAUAUUCGUGAGCUUGAGGCUGAACGUAGAUCCUCAAAGAAAAAGGUUGAUCAUUUCUUGAGGAAGCUUGCAGAGGAAAGAGCGUCAUGGAGGACCAGAGAGCAUGAGAAGAUAAGGUUGGUGAUUGAUGGGAUGAAGGAGGACCUCAACAGGGAAAGGAAACACAGACAGCGGGCAGAGAUCAUGAACACAAAGUUGGUGAAUGAGCUAGCAGAGGCCAAAUUAACUUCAAAAAGAUUCAUGCAAGACUAUGAAAAAGAGAGGAAGGCUAGGGAGCUCAUGGAAGAGGUCUGCGAUGAACUUGCGAAGGAGAUUGCUGAUGACAAGGCUGAAGUUGAAGCACUAAAAAGAGAGGCCAUGAAAAUCAGGGAAGAAGUUGAAGAAGAGCGGAAGAUGCUGCAGAUGGCAGAGGUAUGGAGGGAAGAAAGGGUCCAAAUGAAAUUGGUUGAUGCAAAACUGACACUUGAAGAUAAGUAUUCCCAGUUGAUAAGAAUUCAGACUGAACUGGAAGCAGUUCUAAAAUCUGGAAGUACUGGAGACCCUAGGGAAUUGAAAGCAGCAGAGAUUCUCAGGAAUGCAAUAAGCUUGGUGAAGAUUCAAGACAUAAAGGAAUUCUCAUAUCAGCCUCCUACAUCAGAGGAUGUUUUCUCUGCCUUCGAGGAUUCUGGUGAAGCAAAUGAGUAUGAGAAGGAGAUAGAAACAUGCUUCGGUUUAGAACCUGAUCUGGGCUGCUGCAGCCCAGCGAGCCGUAGCUCAAAGAUUCACACUGUGAGUCCGGAGGUUCGUGGUUUAAAUAGUCAUCUGCAAAAAUAUGUUGUAGCAGUCAAUCGGAAUGGAUCUAUAGAUGAUGAUGGAAGUGUGUGGGACUCGGGCAGUCAAGAUGAGGAACAAGGUUCUAGCAAUUCACCUGAUGGCAGUGACCUGUUCAUUAAUGGGCACCACGAAGGGAGUAACUUCUCAGGAAGUGGAACAGAGUGGGAAGAGAAUGCUGAUAAUAUCUCUGCAACUGCGGAAGUUGAGGUAGAUUAUUCCGCAUCAGGAAUGCAAAGAAAAAGGAAGCCUUCAACGGUGUCCAGAAUCUGGCGGUCAUUACCCAAUAAUGGGGAUUCAUUUAAGGCAAUUCCAGUUGAAGUGACAAAGGGAAGGAUUUCUAACCGGCUUAUGUCUCCAGAUAGAAUAUCUGGUGAUGGAGUUCAUACUCCAGGAAGUGUGGAUCUCUGGAGCUCACCUGAUGCAAGCAAUCCCCGUAUAAGCGGAGGCACAAAAGGCUGUAUUGAAUGGCCUCGCAGUGCUCAGAGAAACAGCUUGAAGGCAAAACUUUUGGAAGCCAGAGUUGAGAGCCAGAAAAUUCAGCUUCGGCAGGCCCUUAAGCAGAAAAUCUGAAUGUCAAUCUUAUGCAGUGUUUACAGAAAAGGCCUGGAAGAUGUGAAUUUUUUAGCUUACCGAUCGUGCAAGAAUAAUAAAAUUCACCUGUGGAUUUUGCUAUUCUUAUACUAACCAGUGAAGGCAGAUUUCAAGUAGUGAUUCUAGCAGAGCAUGUUAGCUAGUAAAGGAAUCGCCCUCUUCCUGUCGUAGCUGUUACAGCAGCAUAAACUGCCAAUUGGUAGUAAGCUCUGUACAACCAGCAUUUUGGGCUGUCCUCCCUAUCUUCUUUAUUGUACUACAGUAAAUUGUUCAUGCAUCAGGUAACAAAGUGUUCAUUUAUCUUGA